Molecule: messenger RNA, 2573 nt
Organism: Anoplopoma fimbria (sablefish)
Lineage: Eukaryota; Metazoa; Chordata; Actinopteri; Perciformes; Anoplopomatidae
Gene: ankzf1
Product: ankyrin repeat and zinc finger peptidyl tRNA hydrolase 1
Exons: 16
Coding region: 81-2303 (740 amino acids)
Molecular function (GO): protein binding
Source: RefSeq, a predicted model, not a curated record
GUCGCUUUCGGGCUUCCGUAGACAUGUUAUGGGGAAGCACAGUAACACAACGUUAGCAUUUCUUUUCGGAACAUAUUUUUAUGGUCAGUGAGGUCCAGACCAUGACGACUGGUCCCGAGCACCGCUCCGUCUUCCAUCUGUCCCCAGAUGAGGAGGCUCUGAUCGGACUGAGAGAAGUCAACUCCGUCCUGAGGCAGGCUGUAAACACAAACCCAGCCUCAGAGGAGUUGGUAGACAAAUCCCCAGAGGAUGACAGACAGCGGGAGUCCAGCCUGGUUAGAGAGGUGUCAGACAAGAUGGUCUGCUCAGCCUGCAAAUGUCCUUUUAUUAGUCGUGAGGAACAGACGGAGCACUACAAGCUUGACUGGCAUCGCUUCAACUUGAGACUAAAGAUUUCGGGAAUGCCCACAGUCACAGCUGAGGAGUUUGAAAGGAAGACUGGAGAUGGUGACAUGUCCAGUAUCUCGGGCUCGGAGUCGGAUUCAGAGGAAGAGGACUCAGAUAGUGAGAGUGGAGGAACAAGCAGCAAUGUCACUGGCACUGAUAAUGAGAGCUCAGUUGAAACCAGUUUAUUUGCUGGCAGGCAUUCUAACAAGGUGGUUUUCCAGAACUCAGCUGGACAAUAUCUAUCAGUGUACCGCUGCAUUCUGCAGCGACAGUCAGAUGAUGAACAGGAAGCAGAAUCCCUCCUGAGGGCCAUAAGUAAGAAGACUGUGUGGGUCAUCCUCAUGACGGGUGGAGGCCACUUUGCUGGCGCUGUAUUCCAAGGAAAAGAAGUGCUUCAGCACAAGACUUUCCACCGCUACACAGUCCGAGCAAAGCGAGGCACCGCUCAAGGACUCAGAGACUCUCAGAACCGCAGUCACACGCCUAAGUCUGCAGGAGCUGCUCUGAGGCGUUACAAUGAGGCGGCGCUAGUCAAGGACAUUCAGGAUCUUCUGGUCAGCUGGGCUGAAAACUUGAAGGAAGCCUCUGCAAUAUUUGUACGAGCUCCCAGCUACAAUAAAAGCAUCUUUUUUGGUGGUCGUGCAGCUCCGUUUGACAAGAAGGAUCCCAGGAUCCACACACUACCCUUUCCCACACGCAGGGCAACCUUUCGGGAGGCACAGAGGGUACAUGAGGUACUUUCCACCGUCCAUGUUUAUGGGAAAGACACGGACAUGUCUGCAGUCUUUGCUCCAUCUAAGAAGGCCUGGAAAAAAUCAGUCAAACCCACAGCACAAAUAAAUACAGAUCAAGAGAAAGCAGAUGAAAACCAUGAUAGCUCUGGUGAAGAAGAGGGUGGAGACAUUCAGCUGGAGAUGGUGGAGGUGACAAUAGGAACUCUGGACCUCAGGGAGUCUGAAAUCUAUCCCUCCAGGCACAGGAGAAGAAGGAGGAGAAAGAAGGAGGAAUCCAAACUGCAAAAUGAGGAAUUGAGUCACACAGAAGCAGACGAUCAAGAAGAAAUGCCAGAGGCUACACCUGCAGAAGAUUCCCCCAAAGAGACACAAUCAAAGCACAAGAGGAAGAGGAAAGCACAGAGUAAGAAGCAACCAGAAGAAGUCGUUGAUGAGUCGUCAGAGUUUGGCCUGAGGGAUGAAGUGUUCACAGCCUGUAAGGUUGGGGAUGUGGACGCUCUACGUGUACUCCUUCAGCCACCUGGAGAAACGUCACAGAGUCAAGACCAGUUGGAUAUGAACCCUUCUGAUGUCCCUAGUCCUCUGACUCUCCUCAAUCAGCCCAUAGACUCGUCAGGGUUCACUUUGCUGCAUGUUGCCUCGGCUGCUGCACAAAAGGAAGUGGUCAGGCUGCUCCUGGAUGCAGGUGCAGACCCAGCCUGCAGGGAUAACAAAGGGCAGACGCCAUAUAUUGUCGGCCCAGACAAAGACACAAGGAACGUCUUUCGUAAAUACAUGGGUGAGAAUCCUGACAAAUACGACUACAUCAAGGCACAGGUUCCUGGGCCGCUAACGGCAGAGAUUGAAUCCAAAAAGACGGAGAAGAAAAAGGCACAAAAGGCAAUAAAAAAACAGCGAGAAAAGGAGCAGAAGGAGGUAAAGAGGAAACAAGAGUUGGAGGCAGAGGAAAAGAAGAAGUUUGCAUCUCUGACUGAUCGGGAAAAGAGAGCUCUGGCAGCAGAGAGGAGGUUAGCAGAGCAAGUAGCUGCAGCAGGAGUCGGCCUAUCUAAUGUCAAGAGAUGCUGGUUUUGUGGAGAGUCUCUGCUUGGGAAGAUCCCAUUUCAGUACCUAGAGUAUUCGUUUUGCACCCCUCGCUGUGUCCAAGAACAUCGAAAAGCCCACGCUCCCCCAGGCAAGACCUAACACCCAGGAAAUCCAUGUGCAAAAUCUUGGUUGGAAGGAAGCUGCCUCAUUAAAACUAAGUCGAAUUGGGCAGCCUUGAUAGAGUUCUAAUAUGGCUGUCUUGCCAAUGUGCUAGAUUCAUUUAUAACUCAAAACAUGCAUUUGAAAUAUUAUUUUUAUUAUGUCAGAUGAUCUCAAGACAACUGGAAGAAUAAAUUGUAUUAAACAUAAUGAAUGUAUAAUUUAUUCACAGUAUCUGCAACUAUGGAGAUUAAUAAUAAUUAAACAAAU